AAUCUGGUACGGAGCCUCAGUCAGAAUGAAAAUAUGACCGGAGCACUGGUGUACCGAGAGCAGAUUGGCAAGUGGCGCAACACGGCGCUAGUAAAGCUUUCAGCUCGUCCAAGGACGCCGCCUUGCGUCCCGGACAGCUCAGAGAACUGCACGAGGGAGUUCGCAAUUUGCAGAAAUCGCGGGCUGGGCCGUUUAUCAAAGAGGUGUUGCAAUCAAAGGUCCUGCCUGUUCUCGGCAGGAAAGUUCUGGAGAAAGUCGACGAACAUCCAGACGGGGCCGUCGAGGAGCUGCAGAAGCAGUGGAGCCACUUUUACGUCCGCACACUCUGUCCAUAGAAGGCCAUUUUCGUCCACGAGCAAAAGUAAAUAAUUCACAGCCAAAACGGCAGCAGUCAAUCAAGCACAUGGUCCUCGCCUGCUUUCGUGAGCACGCAGUUCAGCCCCACGAACACAAUCUCACGGAAUACCUGAGGGCAGUCAGAAAAGUGCCACCUACUCUGCAUCAAAUGUUCCUUGUCCUGCAGGUAAAACGGUGGGAAGGUAAUUAUUUUUGUAUACAGUAAUUUAGUUCGUUUCAGGUCAUAUUGGCACUGAAUUGCUGCAGGGGAAAGGGUCGAAUAAAUUUAUUAGGGAGAGUUUUUAUAUUUACUAAAAUAUAUUAAUUUUUUUAUAUAGUUAUACUUUUUCAAUUGACAUUAAGUGAAAGUCAAGAAUAACAUAAUUAUAAAAUUUGGGGAAUUAAUUUUCAAUAUAAUUGGUGCAUGUAAUUACCAUGUUUUUGUUAAUUUUUUUCAAUUUAAAUACUGAAUCAAAUUAAUUUAAUGGUUGAAUCUCCUAAUUAAUUGAGGUUUUAACACUAAUAAAAUUUCCUAUAAUGAGUAAAUUCAUUCAUUUUUAAUACCGAAACUAAAAAUGAAAAAUAUUAUUUCUUUUCAAUUUUCAUUUUUUUGUUCUAUGAACAAAGAUCAAAAUGCGUUUUGAGACGCUGACUGCUCUCCACAUCAGACCCUCUUGGGGGUUGCGGGGUUUGUGCGAGAAAACCCCGUAAUUACGUCUAACGAGAUCAUGAAGCUGCCUUGCGCAAGUAUUCCCUGCGCUUGGAAUAUAAAAUUCAUUUUUCCCUCCGAAGCUUCCACAGAUACACGCAGGUUGCUGCACCGGCCCCUGAGCGUCGCCUCAGGGUAUCACGCCAGUACCCCGAGUGAAUUAUUCUCACUGUCUGCGGACAGGCUCCGCUGCAAGCAUCGCAUGAUGUUGCUCUAACUCACGUUAGGUGCAUUGUUCCUCUCCUGGCGUGUGUAAAAAUUAAUUUAUACGGCCGAGAGAGUGAAUACGGAGGGACAUACAUACCUAUAAUUGCGGGAAAAUAUUUCGACGUGUGCGUUAAGACGUGUGAAUUUUACCAUAAAAAACCAACCUUGCCCCAAUGCUCUACGUGAGGGUUGUAAAAAAUAAAGGGAUGGUAUUUUAAAAAUUUGAUCAUUUUUAACUUUUCAUUUUUUUUAGCGUAUCGGGAUGCAAACAAUCUUUAAACUUAUAGGUUAAUUUAUGAACAUUUUAACAAUUUUGUUACUUUUUAAAAAUGAGCUCAUUUACAAUUAGAUACAAUCUAAUUAAUUGCAAAAUAAAUCAGCAUAUAUAAAAUUUUAAAGUAAAUAUAUAUUUUAUUUAUAAUUUAUACAACUUUUACGUGUGAUUUAUAAAAUUUCAAUUGUAUUUGUUUUUUAAAUUUAAAUUUUAUGUUUUUACUAUUCAUAAUUGAAAUUAAAUAAAGUUUAAUGUAAUUGAAUGUUGUUACAAAUUUAUAUUAAAAAUAGAUUAUAAACUCUGCUUUAUUGUUAUUAAAACAAAAGUGAAAGAACAAUUUCUCUGCAUCAUGUCAACCACCUCAUUCUGUUUGCCUGUUAAUCAGUUAUUGAAAUGAUGUUAUACAAGUUAAAUUAACCACAAUUAAGCUCCAUAAAAGCUAUAAUUUCUUUAUACUUAUUUACUUAAUUUGAAAAAUUGCCUUUCAUUAUUACAAGUCAGAUUCACAAAACCAAUUUUCGUUUGCUCAUAAUUCGCAAUCUGCCUCUUAUAGAGCAUAAUAAUUGCGCACAUCGUGAUUUAUGAACAUUGCAUGCCGUGUCGUUUAAUAUUCAAUUGUUGUGUAAAACAAUUUUCAUGAUAAGUGGAGGUAAAAAGAUUUAGUGUCUGCGUGCACUCGCUCUGCAUUCCCUUUAAAGAUAUGGAGGAUUAGAAAGGAAGGAAAUAAAAUUUUACAUAAAUCGAUCCCAACGAGAGUGAUUUUGGGUUUAAUAUAUAAAAAUUAUGAGUUAAUCCCUGCCUGAUUCACCAUGCAAAUCCUACUUAACGUUUAUAUUACAUAAAAGUGCGAUAUAGUCUCUUUUGAUAAGCGAGAAGGAAAACUUUCUUUCCAGACAAGUACGUUUCGCGCUCAAUUGCUCCUCCACGUGAGCGGCGAAUAUUAUUAAUUUGUAGCGGAAGGAUGUGAGAGCAGAGAUGUACGGAUCUGCUAUAAAAGCUCAGGCACCUAACCAAGGCAGUCACACAAUCAAUCUAACCGACCGACGGCGAUCACCAUGAAAAUCCUCUCGUGCACCGCUCUCGUUCUUUGCGCCGCGAUGGUCGCGUCUCAAGGGAGCUUUGGAGGAUUUGGAGGUGGCUCUGGAGGCGGCUCAGGUGGAUUCGGAGGUGGUGCUGGAGGCCUCGGAGGAGCUGGUAAUGGGGGUGGAUCGGGAGGCCAAGGAGGAGCCGCAGGAUUUGGAGGAAACUCCGGAGGCGGCUUCGGAAGUAACGGAGGUGGCUUUGGAGGCAACGGAGGCGACUCUGGCGGAUUUGGAGGUGGCUUUGGAGGAAACGGAGGCAAUUCUGGAGGCAACGGGGGUGGUUUUGGAAGUAACGGGGGCGGCUUUGGGGGAAACGGAGGCAAUUCUGGAGGAUUCGGAAGCAGCUCUGGAGGCUUUGACGGAGGAUUUGGCGGCGAGGGACUUGACGGAGGCGACUUUGGAGGCGGUUCCUUUGGAGGCAGUGACUUUGGCGAACAAGGAAACGAUGAAGGCGGAAAUGGAGAUAGUCAUCACGGUCACCUGCUGAAGGGAUUUGCUUACAGCACUAUUAAUGUGCACAGACCUAAGACUCAUUCCAUCCCACUAUACAAGUAUGUCAAACAUCACUAUCAUCAUCAUGACGAUGACCACCAUGACGACCACCACGAAAAUCACCACCACGGACAUCACGGCUUUGGAGGCAACCAGGGAUUUUUUUAAAUAAAUGAUUGACUGAUUUGUUAAUUGUAUAGGUUCCUAUUUGCGUUUUGUUGUAUAACAACAUAAAAUAAAAUGCUAUUGAAA
Molecule: messenger RNA, 3352 nt
Organism: Neocloeon triangulifer
Lineage: Eukaryota; Metazoa; Arthropoda; Insecta; Ephemeroptera; Baetidae
Exons: 4
Coding region: 2582-3268 (228 amino acids)
Source: RefSeq, a predicted model, not a curated record